AUGUCAACAUACCCGGGUUCCAGUCGCCUUCUUGGUAAGACUAUUGUGAUUACAGGUGCUUCGAGUGGCAUUGGGCGAAGCACGGCUUUCGAAUUCGCCCGGGCCUGUCCUCAAGGGCUCAAAUUAGUCCUCGCCGCUCGUCGUGUUGACACGCUCCAGGAUAUCGCCAAGGAGAUCACCAGCGAAGUUGGAGAUGCCGUCAAGAUUCUGCCCGUCAGACUAGACGUGAGCAGCAGCGAGGAUAUCCGGCAGUUUGUGCCUAACCUUCCUGAGGAAUUCAGAGAUAUCGAUGUCUUGGUCAACAAUGCUGGUCUCGUCAAAGGGGUCGCCCGCGCACCAGACAUUGCGGAGGAAGAUAUCGGCAUCAUGAUGGCUACAAACGUUACUGGGCUGAUCAAUAUGACCCAGGCCGUGCUUCCCAUAUUUCGGAAACGGGCCAAUGGCGGUUCCGGUGAUAUAAUCAACGUUGGCUCCAUUGCCGGUAUACCAGAAAACCGUCAUGACUCCAGCCCAGUUUUGAAGUGCAAAACUAACCAGAUCAACUGCGAUAGGGCGUGA
Molecule: messenger RNA, 558 nt
Organism: Scedosporium apiospermum
Lineage: Eukaryota; Fungi; Ascomycota; Sordariomycetes; Microascales; Microascaceae
Exons: 2
Coding region: 1-558 (185 amino acids)
Cellular component (GO): cytosol
Molecular function (GO): oxidoreductase activity
Source: RefSeq, a predicted model, not a curated record